GGCUGUCAGCCUCUUUCUAACACAACUUAAUUUCAAAACCUCAAUAGCGCGUCGGUUGUCGCGGAGGAAGGACGUCUUCUUCGACGCACUGUGUGAGCGACCAUCUCGUUUAUGUGACAUUCAAUCAGUGAACGUGUGCAGUGAUUCUAGUGACCGAGGAAAUAGAAAUUCGCCUCUAAAUGACCAUGUGACAAGAAUUCCCCAAACAAUUCAACGGCAUGUGGUGGGUCAUGGUAUCAGUGGCGGCUAUGAUGGGUGUAGCGACGCCGCUGCCGUGCGAAGAGGCACGGAUGAGGUGUGCCUAUCGAGUGGGAUGUGGAACGGCCCUCCAGCAUUACGUUAUGGGGUGUUCGGGGGUGCUGCAAGGGCCGCCGCCCUCGCAUUGCCCGGAGAUUUGCCACCAUUCACUCAUUGCCCUCACGUCCACCGAAGAGGGGAAGGAUUUGAUGAAUUGCGAAUGCAGCGACGAAUACUGCGAAGACCAGAAACGCCGCACAGAAAUCUGCCGCCCCCAGGUGAUGAAGUCCAUCAGCGAGCCCGUAGUCUCCUGCCGCAUGGCCCAAUGGAUCUGCGCCGCGGACGCCCUCUGCUCCACGGCCUUGGAGUACUACAACCACUACUGCCGGGCGAUGUUCCAUGGCAAAAAGUGCACUCCCCGUUGCAACAACUCGAUUUCAAUCCUGCGACGGCAGGAGAAAGCCGCCAAAUUGACAAUGUGCAAGUGCGACGGCCUCGAGGACUACGACUGUCCCGCCAUCCAGAGGAACAUGGAGAAGUUGUGCUUCCACAAACGCGUCCACCACCACCAGAACGCCACCAAGCGGCCCACGGACCCGCCGCCCGUGCACCCCAACGACGUCAUGGGGGCGGCGCCGGCCCCCAGCCUCGCCCUCGCCGCCCUCCUGUGCGCGGCCGCGGCGCUCGUCACGUGAUACCCUCGGGCUUCCCCAACUCCGAAUCUACCUCGAUUUAACAGUAUUUAUUUAUUUUCGUAUUUAUGGAGCGGUGGUCGCUAACCAAAGUUUAGACGGUUAACUAUGUCACGUUAUAGUUCCUAAAUCUACAAGACAUGCCAGAAAUGAGAGAGAAAUAGUUGCAACGCACACUUUGUAAAUUGUACAUAGAUGGGAGGUUUUGUAUCAUAGUGUCUCAAGACUACACUUCCAGUGAAUUGUAAAGGUUAUUGUUAAGCUUUAAAUUAAGGUUACUCAUUCCCUAUCACUUCAGGGAACAAUCCUACUGAUUGACGCAACCAAAGAAGGCGCUUGAUGCUGUAUAUUGCUUUAAGUUAUUUGAGAGUCGCUCUAUACACACUAGCACUUCUUGUUGGACGAUAACCGUGGGUUUUACUCCGUUCCAGGGCACCACCUCUGCAAAAUCUCACUUUUUUGCCCUCAAAUCUGGACAAAUCUUUAUUUUAAACACAGAAAUUGGACCACUUGAACUUACAGUAGAACCUCUAUAACCCGAACUAAUUUUUAUAUUUAUCCGGAUUAGAGAUUUUUCGGAGGAUUCACACGAAUAAAAUGUCACUUUUUGUCUUAAAACAUGAACAAAUCUUCAUUUAAAUACAUAAAUUGGCCCAGGUUUCAUAAAUGAACUUCCAAUAGAACCUCGAAAUCCGAACUAAUUUUUGGAGUUCUCCAGAUUAGAGAUUAUUAACAAGAAUAAACCUCUGCAAAAUCUCGCUUUUUUGUCUUAAAAUACAAAUCUUCAUUUCAAAUGCAUAAACUGGACCAGGUUUCAACAAUAGAACCUCUAUAACCCAAACUAAUUUUUGGAAUACUUCAGAUUGGAGAUUUUUCGGAGUAUUGACACGAAUAAACCUCUGCAAAAUCUGUCUUUUUGUCUUAAAAUCUGAACAAAUUUUUAUUUAAAAUCUAGAAAUUGGGCCAAAUUUGCUAAAUAAACUAACAAUAGAACUUCUGUAACCCGAGCUCAUUUUUGGAGUUCACCAAAUUAGAGAUUUUUAGUAUGAUUAAUUUCACUUCUUUGUCUUAAAACCUGAAUAAAUCUUUAUUUUAAAUGCAAAAAUCGCACCAAGUUUGCUGAAUCAACUUACAAUAGAACCUGUAUAUGCCUAUCUAAUUUCGGGAGUUCUGCAGAUUACAGAUUUUUCGGAGUAAUAAAACGAAUAAACCUGUGCAAAAUCUAACUUUUUGUCUUAAAAGCUGAAAAAAAUUUCAUUUCAAUUGCAGAAAUUGAACCAGAUUUCCUAAAUCGACUUACAAUAGAACCUCUAUAACACGAGCUCAUUUUUGGAUUUCACCAAAUUAGAGAUUUUUCGUAGUAUUAAAAAGACUAAAACUCUGCAAUCUCACUUUUUUGUCUUAAAACCCGAACAAAUCUUUAUUUUAAAUGCAAAAAUCGCACCAAAUUUGCUAAAUAAGCUUACAAUAGAACCUCUAUAACAUAAGAUCAUUUUUGGAGUUCACCAAAUUAGAGAUUUUUCGGGUAUCAAAACGAAUAAAGCUCUGCAAAAUCUCUCUUUUUGUCUUAAAAUCUGAACAAAUUUUUAUUUAAAAUCUAGAAAUUGGGCUAAAUCAAUUUACAAUAGAACCUCUGUAACCCGAGCUCAUUUUUGAAGUUCACACCAAAUUAGAGAUUUUUCGGAGUAUCAAAAUGAAUAAACCUCCGCCAAAUCUCAUUUUUUGUCUUAAAACUGAAAAAAAAAUCAUUUCAUAAGCAGAAAUCGGACCAGGUCUGCUAAAUCUACGUACAAUAGAAUCAGUAUAACCCGAUCUAACUUUUAGAGUUUUCCAGAUUAGACAUUUUUCGAAGAAUUAAGACAAUUGAAACUGCAAAAUCUCACUUUUUUGGCUUAGAACAUUAAUCUUCAUUUUAAAUACAGAAAUUGGGCCAAAUUUGCUAAAUCACCGUAAAAUAACUCUAUAACUCGAAGUAAUUUUUGGAUUUAUCGAAAUUAGAGACUUUUCAGAGUAUUAAAACGAAUAAACGACUGCAAUAUGUAUUUAUGCACAAAAAAAUGUAUAAAAAUACACAAGGUGAAUUUGUUAAAAGGAUAUUCCAAUAUUAUAUUAAAAACUAAUAAUUUUUUUCUUUGCUGAAAUAGAAUAUGUUUUUUUGAUGUAUUUUUAAAAAUAAUUUAUUGAUUUCGUGUGACGGAUUAAAGAGGUUGUUCUGUAUUAGUAAAAUAAAAUCCAAAAGCGCGGGAAAUAGAAAAGUGAGGUUAUAAAUUUUGCCAAAGACGUUAAAAUGAAAGCGAUUUCGUGUUCACAGCAGCUGCCAUCUUGGCCAAAAAAGUGUAAAUCGAUCACAUGACUGAUCGCGUCCGGUCGUUACCAUUAAUUUUCAUAAUACCCGUUAUUUUAUCUAAAUAAUUAGCAUCACGCUAUGCGAAACUCGUAAUUAAUUAGUUUUGAGUCACGUGAUCAGAUAUUAGUUCCGUGUGCGUAAUGAAGAUGUCGCUUUUAGUUUAACGUCCCUGUUAAUUAGCGCCAUUAAGCCAACAAAGGACUAUAGUGUCGUGCUCAGACCCGUUCGGUAUUGAAUUAUUAAUUUAUAAAAUUUUGUAUAAAUUGUUAAGAGAUUAAUUAUUGUAUAGAAUUUUAUUUAUGCGUGUUGGUCCGGGGUCGCAUCGGCCCCCGCAUAUGUGUACAAAAAUGAAAAUAAACGUAUUGUUUGUUAUCCAGAA
Tribolium madens (black flour beetle) is the source of this 3655-nucleotide messenger RNA. RefSeq names its product growth arrest-specific protein 1-like. The record is from RefSeq and is a predicted model, not a curated record. Gene Ontology annotation, biological process: regulation of cell cycle. The transcript is spliced from 3 exons. The coding region runs from base 219 to 932 and encodes 237 amino acids. Lineage: Eukaryota; Metazoa; Arthropoda; Insecta; Coleoptera; Tenebrionidae.